CAGGAGGUUAAGAGUCAACACAGGUCGCCAGAGUUAUGGCUGCUGUCGGUCUGUCAAACUCCAGUGAUCAGUAAAGUGCAGUGCGCUCAUCUGCCGGUGCUCACCGCUGUGAUGUCACACCUCUGUGUGCUUCUGGACUCGGCUGAAGAAGAUGGCGACCUCCUCAGAAGUUAAAGUUCCACGCAAUUUUCGCUUGUUGGAAGAGCUUGAAGAGGGGCAGAAGGGCGAAGGUGAUGGCACAGUCAGCUGGGGCCUCGAGGAUGAUGAAGACAUGACUCUCACACGGUGGACGGGCAUGAUCAUUGGACCAGCAAGAACCAAUUAUGAGAACAGGAUAUACAGUCUGAAAGUGGAAUGUGGACCUAGAUACCCAGAGACAGCCCCCACUGUUAGAUUUGUAACAAAAAUUAGCAUGAAUGGGAUAAAUAAUUCCAACGGGACGGUGGAUUCACGUAGCAUACCAAUAUUAGCAAAAUGGCAGAAUUCUUAUAGCAUUAAAAUUGUUCUUCAAGAGUUAAGGCGUCUAAUGAUGUCCAAAGAAAAUAUGAAGCUUCCACAACCACCAGAAGGACAAACCUACAGCACUUAAUCGUAAUGGAUUGUUUCGGCCUUCUGUCUUAAACCUUACUCUCUUAGAAAUAAUGUGUAAAAUCAUCAAGAAACUCACUUCGCACGUCAACAGUAUCAUCGACAAGAGCAAGAUUGGACUUUAUUACAUAGCCCAUUAAAAAAAAAAAUACAUGUCCCUGCAGUUAAGCACUGAAUAGAUGGUUAAAAGACUACAAGACCACAGUUGUAUGCCUUUAAUAAAUUUACUUUGACAAUGAUUUUUAUAUUCGACCUGUUAACGGCUUGAGUUGGCUAGAAGAGGGAAACAUGAUGCCAUGCAAUGACUGUACCUGAUGUAUGUGUGAAGGCAUUUUGUGGAACUAAUACCUAGACGAAAAGAAGCCACGUUUUUGAGUUGUUAGUCAGAUUUAGCAGGAUCAUUGAAAUACCAUGCCGAUUGCUGAAUAUUGAACUGUGGCUGUAGUCUAAAAGUAGUGUCACAAGGUGAAUUUUUUUUUUUUUUAUAAAUAUAUAUAUA
Monopterus albus (swamp eel) is the source of this 1087-nucleotide messenger RNA. It is a transcript of the gene ube2v2, whose product is annotated as ubiquitin-conjugating enzyme E2 variant 2. Lineage: Eukaryota; Metazoa; Chordata; Actinopteri; Synbranchiformes; Synbranchidae. The coding region runs from base 152 to 589 and encodes 145 amino acids. The transcript has 4 exons. The record is from RefSeq and is a predicted model, not a curated record.